ACCAUCUUUGCCGAUCAUUACUCUCAUCACCUUCACCAAUCAUCAAACAGCCACCAUAAAAGAUCAAAAACGAAAGAACAAAAAUUCAUAAAAAUCACUUCCCAAAUCUGUAAAAAAAAAAAAAAAAUUCAAACUCAUCCAUCUCUUUCUUCGACGUUGAUGUUGAUGUCGAAAUCGAACACGUGAAUCCUCUGAAUCUUGGAAUCCAAGGAUUAGGGCAACUGGGUUCCACGAACCCAGUUUUGGGUUCCUUGUGGAACUCAGAUCUAGGUAUUUAAGCAAUGGAAAGUGGGUUUGGAGAAUCAACAAGCAUGCCAUCCCCUAGAUGCUCAGGCAGUAGUUCCAUUGAUGCGGGCGAUUUUGAAUGCAAUAUCUGCUUUGAUUUGGCUCAAGACCCGAUUGUCACCCUUUGUGGUCAUCUUUACUGCUGGCCUUGUCUUUACAGAUGGUUGCACCAUCACUCGCAUUCCCAAGAAUGCCCGGUUUGCAAGGCCCUCAUACAAGAGGAUAAACUUGUUCCUCUUUAUGGCAGAGGCAAUGCACAGACUGACCCGCGGUCUAAGUCGUAUCCAGGGAUGGAAAUCCCUCACCGCCCUGCUGGGCAAAGACCGGAAACAGCUCCUCCUCCUCCAACAAAUCAGUUUGCUGAUUAUGGGUUUGGAUUAAGGGGGGGUUUCAUGCCAAUGGCAACUGCAAGGAUUGGUAACUUUACCAUGGGUUUUGGUGGCCUGAUCCCGUCCUUGUUUAAUAUUCAUUUUCAUGGCUUUCCAGAUGCUACUGUGUAUGGAACGACUUCAGGGUUUCCUUACGGGUUUAAUGCAUCUAACAGUGGUCAUGUUCGCGGGUUCCCCCAGCCAACAAGUCGAGGACAUCAGGCAGAUAAUGUUUUGAAGAAUCUGUUUUUCUUUAUAGCAUGCUUGGUGAUCUUUGCUCUGAUUUGUUGGUAAACCGAUUAACAACUUGAAUAAUAACUGUUGCUGGUUUCUUUGAGUUGUUUGUGAGUGUUCUUGUAAAUAUACAAAUUUUAUCAGGUUUUUCGUUUAAUAAAAUUUAACCUUAGGACAUCAUUUUGUAUUAUCAGCAUCUUUAUUAAAUUGCAUUGUGGGUCUAUUGAUCAAAUGUUUGCCCGGAUGUUCCUUUAACUGCCUGAAUGUCAAGGACAUUGGGAAUUGGAUUUUGUAUUAGAGCUUUUUCAGGCGAUACCCUGCGCUUGCUAAACUUUGCUUGAAGUUCUGUUUGGCCAAAGAAUGACAUGGAUUUUUAAUUAGUUUUUUUUUCACCCCUUCUUGUAAAGGCUCUGUGACCAGGUAUCUUUGAUUUGAUUCUUUGGAAACAUUUGGUACAAGUAAUUUACUCUUGGUCAAAUCAAAGAUACCUGGGCCCUGCUCCCUUCUUCUUAUGAAGAGCAAGGCCAGCUCCCUCUAACCAAAAGGUUGUUGGAGUUGCCUGUUCUAGUAUAACUUGUUACAGGGAAAAUGCUGUCUGCAAUAGAGUGAAAAUGAAGAUCUUAUGUGAAUGCCUCUCUUGCCCUUGGCAUUGUGCCCCUAGAUAUCCAAGAGAGAGAUCUUAUUGGCCAUGAAUGAUGAUAAACCUAUUAAAGUGUUCACCUGCUGAUUUAUGGGGUUAUUUUCUCCUUUGAUGGAAGAUUUUGUUAACCAUGAGGUGUUUCUGCUUGUACCAUAUUUACACAAAUUGUAACACGAAGAAACUAACUUUUGGGCUGUGCGUUAGUGCUCAGUUUUGCUUUCAUACAAAUAUUGGUUGUGCUCUUGAUGUACUUUCCCAUUUUAGCCUGAUUGGGCAUUCUGCUCUGCUUAUUUCCUUAUUUCCCUUGCAUACGGUGCCCUGGCAACAACUUAAGCCUUCAAACUUUUAAGCAGACUUCAAAAUUAUUGAAAACAUAUUGUUCUCUUGUAGAUUAUGGUAAAAAUAAGAUUUUACAAUAAAA
Rubroshorea leprosula is the source of this 1948-nucleotide messenger RNA. NCBI's taxonomy places the organism in Eukaryota, Viridiplantae, Streptophyta, Magnoliopsida, Malvales, Dipterocarpaceae. The record is from the annotation of a GenBank genome assembly.